This is a messenger RNA of Mycosarcoma maydis (corn smut), 939 nucleotides long. Its product is annotated as mitochondrial 54S ribosomal protein mL46. Lineage: Eukaryota; Fungi; Basidiomycota; Ustilaginomycetes; Ustilaginales. The transcript has a single exon. Gene Ontology annotation, molecular function: structural constituent of ribosome. Bases 1 to 939 code for a protein of 312 amino acids. The record is from RefSeq and is a predicted model, not a curated record. Gene Ontology annotation, cellular component: mitochondrial large ribosomal subunit.
AUGUCAGCAACAAGGUCCGCCGCACCACAUUUGCGGCUGCUUCAGUCUCGAGCUCCUACGAGGCGACUCCUGCACUCGACUCGCAACUGUGCUUUCUCACCUACUGCCUCAACAUCCACAGCGACAACAUCCAGUUUGGCACCAGAAGCAGCAAACGCUUCUUCGUCCUCCUCCGCCAAGAUCAUUAGCUCGCUCAUUCUCUCGAGACCGCCGAUCAUUCUGCGUGAGCCAACAAGCUUCGAGAAGGCCUAUCAUGAGUACAACCGUCAACUUUCCGAGGCCUUGCAACAGCCUUUUCCUAAGGACUUUUACUUUAAAAAGGGAUCCGCAGCUGAGAAGCGUUUCGAGGAGGAUCAGGCGAGCGCGCCCCAAGGAUUCUCGGCCAUCGCCGCCGCCGUAUCCGGCUCUGUUCCAAAGGAAAAGAGCGGCAAGAACAAGGAAGCGACUGUUCCAUCCUCGAAUCUGUCAUCCCCUUUGGCGGAGGGCGAGGCCGACAGUCGGCCUCUGCCAAGAACCACACAAGCCGAUGCAAGCAAUGACGUUCGCAGCCUCGAAAGGAAACUCGACCGAACCCUGUACCUAGUGGUUAAGAAAAAAACCGGCAAAGGCGCUGCUUCAUGGCAAUUUCCGGCUAAGGCGCUCACUGACACCAAGCACGAGAACCUUCAUGAUGUUGCGCCUGCAUCUGUGACAGAAAGUUUGGGCAACAAGAUGGACAUCUGGAUGGUGUCUAAUCUUCCCGUUGGUCUGCUCAAGUCGACAAAUGCACCUGCUGAAAAGACAUACUUCCUUCGAGGACAUGUACUCGCUGGAAAUGCCGAGCUCACCAAGUCAAACGAAGGUCAAGUCGAGGAGUUUCAGUGGCUCACCAAGGAGGAGAUCGAGAAGCUCAUGGAGUCGCACUACUGGUCGAACGUUGAGGACCUUCUCGAUGCUUGA